ACGAUUCACUUAUUUGUGCAUUUACUGAUGACAAAGAAUCUACUGUCACGCAGACAUGUACGUAUGUACGCGUUAGUCUCUACACACAUUUGCAUGAAUCGUGCGUGGACAAAAGUGAAAGUAACUCUUUUCUUCUAACUUACAAUUCAUAAACAAUACUGUAAUAAUCAAAAUGUUGUUCAGAUUGAAAUUUCUUGUUCCUUGUGCCGUUCUGGCUUGCUCCAUUUUGGAGAUAAUUCUGUGUGAAGAUGAAAAUAUGGGGUGGCCAAUUGACUACGAGUUCAACUCCAAGACGCUGCCAUCUAUUGAAGUCAAGUUGAGUCCCCCAGAAAAUCCUCUACCGCAGGUGGCGGCAGAAAUUAAGCUGUUGGAAUCUGCGAGGCUUAAACUGGAGGAGGGAAUGAUGCAGAAGCUGGAGGACGAAUACAACAAAUCGUUGUCGAGCUCAAAGAUAAAAAUACAAGACACAGUGGAAAAAUCGUUAAGCAUUUUCAACGACCCGAAUAUGCUGGGCUCGGUCAUUUCUAAUUCUGUCAAAAUGUUAAGACGUGAGAACAUGAAGAAGCCUGCAGAAGAUGUUCCAGCGAAAAAUAACCUGAAGAAACACCAAAAGGUUAAUCAAGCAACAAGUGGUCCACUGCCACCACCCGAACUUAGAAAACAUACGUCCUUUCUGGAACAGAAUUACGUUAAUAGAACGUUGCCUUCUGUGAAGAUAUCGCUGUCCGAGUUAACUGAACCCAGCGUAGAGAUAAAGGAAAAAAUCGAAGAGAUGGAGCAGUACAGGACCGAUGAGGAAGUUGCGAUGUUCGAAAUGGCCUUAUCCGAAUUCUCCAUCCUGACGGACAUAACCAUUCUGGAGCUGGAGAAGCAGAUCCAACUGCAGCUGAACCCGUUCUUGGUUGACAAGAAGAUCGUGCACCGAGCCCUGACGAAGGAGUUGAAGGAGCUGGGACAGCGAGAGGAAAAGGAGAAGAUAAAGGAGAAUUUCCAAAGGCAGUCUUCCUUCAUAGAGGAGGAGGAAAAUGAAGAUACAGGAAACAUUUUGAACGUAAAAAUAAGCCAGACGGAUUACGGGUACCCCACGAUUGACGAACUGGUGAUGCAGAUGCAGAAGAGGAGGGACAUUUCAGAAAAACUGGAACGACAGAAAAUUCUAGAUUUGCAAAUGAAGUUAUUAAAGGCGCAGAGCGAAAUGAUCAAGGACGCCCUUCAUUUUUCCCUUUCCAAAGUUAUAGCUCAGUAUUCGCCGAUAGUGGAAACGAUGAAGCUGGAGUCUAUGCGAAUGCUUUAGGGUCAGAGAGGGGAUCCGGAAAUAUCCCUCCUUCAUCAUUUUGUGAAUUCCUUUUUUGUUUUUAACUGUUUUAAUGUUUUCCAACUUUUUGUGUGAGCCGCUUGUUCCUUGCGCUCUCGUCAUUUUGUAGUCAAUGUGGUCGUCGCGUCGGCACCAUUUUGGCACAACUUCGUUGUCAUUUUGUUGACACCCACAUAUGUUUAUAACCACCUGAAGGAAGUGCAAAAAUGAGUUAUUUGACUCCCCAAUAGGUCAUUCUUAAAAGAAUUAAUU
Plasmodium coatneyi is the source of this 1567-nucleotide messenger RNA. RefSeq lists its product as uncharacterized. NCBI's taxonomy places the organism in Eukaryota, Apicomplexa, Aconoidasida, Haemosporida, Plasmodiidae. Bases 173 to 1294 code for a protein of 373 amino acids. The record is from RefSeq and is a predicted model, not a curated record. The transcript is spliced from 10 exons.